This is a messenger RNA of Galendromus occidentalis (western predatory mite), 3845 nucleotides long. RefSeq names its product ATP-citrate synthase (gene ATPCL). Gene Ontology annotation, cellular component: cytosol. Lineage: Eukaryota; Metazoa; Arthropoda; Arachnida; Mesostigmata; Phytoseiidae. Gene Ontology annotation, biological process: fatty acid biosynthetic process; citrate metabolic process; acetyl-CoA biosynthetic process. The record is from RefSeq and is a predicted model, not a curated record. Bases 134 to 3439 code for a protein of 1101 amino acids. The transcript is spliced from 13 exons. Gene Ontology annotation, molecular function: ATP citrate synthase activity.
GCUGUCUGGUUGUACCUGUGCUGCGGUGGUGUUCGUGAGCCGCCUGAGGCAGCUCUAUAAUCUUGGACAGAACUGCCGUCGAUCCCGCAAGCGCUCAUCUCGCUCCUUCUUUGCAAGAAUCCGACGCCUCAGAAUGUCUGCAAAAGCCAUCAGCGAGGCAACAGGCAAGCGAUUGUUAAAUCAGCACUUGGAUUGCGCUUUAGCGGCGCCUUGCAAGUUUGCCACUGUCACCGAUCUGAGCAAGUGGAACGAGGUCGAAUCGAACAACUCAUGGAUCCAGAGCGAGCCGCUGGUCGUGAAGCCCGAUCAGUUGAUCAAGCGAAGAGGCAAGCUCGGCCUCAUCCACGUGAAAGGGAACUCGAAGUCCGUCAAGGAGUGGAUCGGUGAUCGAAUCAACAAACCGAUUAAGAUCGAAAGAGCCGAAGGCAGACUGAAGAACUUCAUCAUUGAGCCAUUCCUGCCGCAUGCAGACGAUGAAGAAGCCUACGUGUGCAUUUACUCAACCAGAGAUUGUGACGUCAUUCUGUUCCACAAGCAAGGUGGCGUUGAUGUCGGCGAUGUGGACGCGAAAGCGCAUAAGCUCGAAAUUCCGGUGUUUCUGGAGGAAGAAGCACCGGAUGUCAGAGAAAAUAUUCUGAAACAUCUUCUAUUCGAUCUCACCGGGGAUAAACAGAAAUUACUCUUAGAAUUCAUCCAGAAGCUCUACUCCUUCUACGUCAGACUCUACUUCACCUACCUUGAGAUCAAUCCAUUGGUGAUCACCAAGGGAAAAGUUCAUAUUCUGGACUUGGCGGCAAAGCUGGAUGCGACCGCCGAAUAUCUCUGCAAAGCUCGAUGGGGUGACGUGGAUUUCCCGCCCCCUUUCGGAAGAGAUGCCACCUCGGAAGAAGCUUACAUACACGAGCUGGAUUCCAAGAGUGGUGCUUCGCUCAAGUUGACCGUGCUUAAUCCGAAAGGUCGUAUAUGGACAAUGGCGGCUGGCGGUGGCGCUUCGGUCAUCUAUUCUGACACCGUGUGCGAACUCGGUGGUGCCGAUGAACUAGCUAACUAUGGAGAGUAUUCCGGAGCUCCAAACGAAAACCAGACUUAUGAAUACGCUAAAACCAUACUCGGAUUGUUGUGCGCUCAUUAUCAUCCCAAGGGGAAAGUUCUCAUCAUCGGUGGAGGCAUUGCGAACUUCACGAAUGUGGCGGCCACUUUCAAAGGCAUUGUGAAGGCGCUACAGGAGUUCCGCGAGCGAUUGGUUGAGCACGGGGUUUCGAUUUUUGUGCGAAGGGCGGGACCCAAUUAUCAAGAAGGACUCCGAGUCAUGAAAGAGACCGGACAAACGCUUGGAAUUCCAGUUCACGUAUUUGGUCCUGAGACUCACAUGACUGCAAUCGUUGCCAUGGCGAUGGGCAAGAGGGACAUUUCGGCACCUGUGGAAAAUUCCCAGACAACAGCGAACUUCCUGCUCGCCUCCGGCGUAUCGAAGAUGAUGGACCCGUUACGGGAGGAAUACGUAGUUCUGCAAAAACUCAGAUCGGGAUCGACCGCUCCCUCGGUUGUCUCAUCUCCGGUAGAUAGUCAACCUCCCAGUGGACCCGCGACACCGUGGUUCACAAACAGGAGCAGGGCAAUCAUCUGGGGAAUGCAGACAAAAGCCGUACAAGGAAUGCUUGACUUCGACUUCGUUUGCUCCCGGAAAGAGCCGUCUGUUGUGGCAAUGGUGUAUCCAUUCGUCGGUUAUCAUCGGCUCAAGUUCUACUGGGGACACAAAGAGAUCCUCAUUCCCGUGUACAAGAGUAUUUCGGAUGCCAUAAAGAAACACACCGACGCCGACUGCCUCAUAAACUUCGCCUCGCUGCGAUCUGCUAAGGAGUCCACAGACGAAGCCAUCAACUGUCCCCAGAUAAGGACGAUUGCCAUCAUCGCCGAAGGUAUACCAGAGAACAUCACCAGAAAAAUCAACAAAGCAGCGAAGCAGCGAGGAGUCAAUAUCAUCGGUCCUGCCACGGUCGGUGGAAUCAAACCUGGCUGUUUCAAAAUUGGAAACACCGGCGGCAUGAUGGACAACAUCUUGGCGUCGAAGUUGUACAGGCCGGGCAGCGUAGCUUACGUGUCUCGGUCUGGAGGCAUGUCGAACGAGUUGAAUAACAUAGUGUCCAGGAAUACGGACGGAGUCUACGAGGGCGUAGCCAUCGGAGGUGACAGAUAUCCGGGAACUACGUUCAUGGAUCACAUCAUGAGGUAUGAGAGCGAUCCCGAAGUCAAGAUGAUCGUCCUGCUCGGCGAAGUUGGUGGCAUUGAGGAAUACGAUGUCUGCCAAGCCAUCAAGGAGAGGAGAAUCACCAAACCCCUUGUUGCAUGGUGCAUCGGCACCUGUGCCGGAAUGUUCUCAUCCGAAGUUCAGUUUGGUCACGCUGGAGCUUGUGCCAAUUCGCAGCGAGAGACCGCUGUUGUGAAAAACUUGGCUCUCAAGGAAGCAGGAGCCUUCGUGCCGAAAACUUUCGACGAUCUUGGUGAUACAAUCAAAAAUGUGUUCAGUCAACUUGUGGCCGAGGGUAUCGUGGUCGUCAAGCCUGAAGUGCCUCCGCCGACCGUUCCCAUGGAUUACAACUGGGCCAGGGAGCUGGGCCUGAUCCGCAAACCCGCAUCCUUCAUGACUUCAAUCUGUGAUGAACGUGGACAAGAACUCGUCUACGCCGGCAUUCCUAUUACGAAGGUGAUGGAGGAGGAUCUUGGUCUCGGCGGAGUCCUCAGUCUUUUGUGGUUCCAGAGACGUCUGCCGAGCUACGCGUGCAAAUUCCUCGAAAUGGUUCUGAUGGUCACUGCGGACCACGGACCCGCGGUGUCGGGGGCUCACAACACCAUCGUUUGUGCCCGGGCUGGGAAAGAUCUCAUUUCGUCUCUGACAUCGGGUCUUCUGACGAUCGGAGAUCGUUUCGGUGGAGCUCUGGAUGCGGCCGCGAGACAAUUCUCGGGUGCUUACGAUUCGGGUCUUAUUCCGAUGGACUUCGUCAACCAGAUGAGGAAGAAAGGCGAACUCAUCAUGGGCAUCGGUCAUCGUGUCAAGUCCAUCAACAAUCCCGAUAUGAGGGUCAAGAUUCUCAAAGACUUCGUUAAACAGCAUUUCUCUACCACUCCAGUUCUUGAUUUUGCGCUCGAAGUCGAGAAAAUCACCACGAGCAAAAAACCCAAUCUCAUUUUGAAUGUCGACGGACUUAUCGGUGUCGCCGUUGUGGAUCUCCUGCGUUCGUCGGGUGCCUUCACAAGAGAAGAAGCACAAGAAUACAUCGAUAUGGGUGCUCUGAACGGUCUCUUCGUUCUCGGGAGGACCAUCGGCUUCAUCGGACACUACUUGGAUCAGAAGAGACUCAAACAGGGUUUAUACCGACAUCCAUGGGACGACAUCUCUUACGUCAUGCCAGAGCAGGAUGAUCCACAACUUCCGCAGUAAAGUUGGAAGGAAACUCCCGCGUUGCACUGCAACGAAAACAGAGGCUGGCAUGUCGCAUUACCGACUGUUUUUCAUUUUCUUCAUGCGGAAGAGAAAGGCACGCAAAACCGAGGUACGGCGUCGUGGCCUCUGAACACACAUAAUCAUGUUGAGCGUCCAGCUUCUCGCUUCUUACAGACUUUAUCCCAGUUGAAUCGGUGCUGAACGAAUGUCGUGUCCGAAAAAAAAACGGAAGUGGAACGAAUCUGAGCCACAUCUGAACAAGAUUCAGAGUGAAAUUCAUACAGGCCAAGCCGAAGCGGAACAUCACUUCCGAUAUUAUCUGUUGUAUUUAUAUGCUAAGGUCUUCUUAAUUAAACUCGAAUCAAUAAAAAUGACUGCUGAGUCCAAGCUACAUGCUUUGUUC